GUGCUCCCGACUUCUCUUUCCCCCACUGCACAUGAGCCGGUGACAUAUCAGGAUUCAGGACCCGUGGAGGACAAAGUGACAACUACCGCUCCCAAUGCAGUCCCUCCUCCGUCUUCCUCCUUCUGGGCCUCUCCCUGCUAGCUCCUUACGAAGAGUUCGCUGUCUCUUCAAUCAGCUAUUGGAUCGUCGAGGGAUAUCACCAUGUCCCGUAGUAGUGCAGAGCUACAGUACAUCUACAGGAGACACUGUAAAUAUAGGUGAUGUGUCCUAUAAACUGAAAAUACCAAGGAAUCCGGAACUGGUGCCCCAGAAAUACAUUCCUGAUCCAUUAUGCCAGACAGUGGUGCAACAUCUCAGAUGGAUUAUGCAGAAAGACCUCCUGGGACAAGAUGUCUUUCUUAUUGGUCCUCCUGGACCUCUCAGACGAUCGAUUGCUAUGCAAUAUUUGGAACUCACUAAGCGGGAGGUAGAAUACAUCACCCUGUCUAGAGACACAACUGAAGCUGAUCUCAAGCAGAGGAGAGAAAUUCGAGCUGGAACAGCUUUUUACAUUGAUCAGUGUGCAGUACGUGCAGCAACAGAAGGAAGAAUCUUGGUGUUGGAAGGAUUGGAAAAGGCAGAGAGGAAUGUUCUGCCUGUGUUAAAUAACUUGCUAGAGAACAGAGAGAUGCAGUUGGAAGAUGGGAGGUUUCUCAUGUCUGCUGAACGUUAUGACAAACUGCUUCAGGAGCAUAGCAAGAAUGAACUAGAUCAAUGGAAGAUUGUACGUGUCAGCGAAGAUUUCCGAGUCAUAGCUUUAGGGCUGCCAAUACCUAAGUACACUGGUAAUCCACUGGAUCCACCACUACGUUCCAGAUUCCAAGCCAGGGAUAUUUAUUAUCUCCCUUUUAAGGAUCAGCUUCAGAUACUGUAUUCAGUUGGACCAAAUGUUUCUGCAGAAAGAAUUUCUCAGUUAUUGUCAUUUGCCACAACUCUCUGUUCACAAGAAUCUUCAAGUUUGGGCCUUCCUGAUUUCCCAGUAGAUAAUUUACAAGCAGCUGUUGCAAUAAUGGAUGCUUUUCCUAUGCUGCCCUUUCAAUCCAUCCUACAAAGACUCUACCCUUACAAUGCUUUAUUGGGUAAAGAAGGCCAAACAGCAGUGGAGGAUUCACUAAAGAGGUUUGAUCUCAUGGAUUCAAAAUCUUCCAUUCCCCUGAAAAUUGGGAAGGUGAAUGCAGCACACAAAGAAAAUAAAUUACGAGCUUCUGUGUCUCUUCAAGUUGGCGGCAAGGAUGUUUCUAUGGAGGUCCCAGCAGGAACCCGAGUUAUGAAACUGCAUUCAGAAUCAUCACAGUUCAUUAAAACCAACAGUCUUGAAAUACUACUUGCAGAGAUGUUGCAGUCACAUAUGGCUAAAGAUAUGUGCCUUAUUGGAGGAAAAGGAUGUGGAAAAACUGUAAUUGCCAAAGAGUUUGCAGACAUGUUGGGAUAUGAGGUGGAGCCUAUCAUGUUGUAUCAGGAUAUGACAGCCAGGGAUUUGCUGCAACAAAGAUACACUCUUCCCAAUGGAGACACUGCCUGGCGACAAUCUCCGCUUGUCACUGCUGCUUUAGAAGGGAAGCUUGUUAUUCUUGAUGGUAUCCAUCGUGUCAACCCAGGGACUUUAGCUAUACUACAGAGACUGAUACAUGACAGAGAGCUAACACUUUAUGAUGGCACCAGACUACUUAGAGAAGACAGAUAUCAAUAUUUAAAGGAGGAAUUACAGCUUUCUGAUGAUACUCUACAGCAGAGGUCUAUCUUUCCCAUCCACCCAUCUUUCAGGAUAAUUGCAAUAGCUGAACCUCCAGUUAUUGGCAGUAACAGUCAACAGUGGUUGGGGCCUGAGAUUCUAACUAUGUUUCUGUUCCAUGAAGUAAAACCAUCAACCAAAAAUGAGGAGAUUCAGAUAAUUAGAGAAAUGGUACCUAAUGUCCCAAAGAACGCAGUGGAGCAACUUCUAACUUUAACACACAAGCUUCGUGAUACAAAAGACCCCACGGCACAAUCUUUGGCUUCAUCUUUAUCUACAAGGCAAUUACUACGAAUCUGUCAUCGUUUAUCUCAGUACCCUGAUGAGAGUUUGUAUCAUGCUGUGAAUAAGGCUUGCCUUUCAAGAUUCUUACCAAGCCUGGCAAGAUCAUCCUUAAAGAAAAAUCUGCUAGAUUCUGGUAUAGAGGAAUCCAGUUCCAGUGUGGAUGGAAAGCAAGAUUACAGCUGUGAAGUCAAAUCUGGCAUCCUGAGGGUUGGUAGUGUCACUGCACCCAUAUUCAAUCCCGAUGAGAGGAUGAAAGUGCCAGACGUGCUUUUUUAUGAUAAUACUCAGCACUUAAUGGUGAUGGAAGAUAUGCUGAAGGAUUUCUUACUUGGGGAACAUCUCUUGCUAGUUGGAAAUCAGGGCGUGGGUAAAAACAAGAUAGUUGAUCGUUUUCUACAUCUCUUAAACAGACCAAGAGAGUAUUUACAGCUGCACAGGGAUACAACUGUGCAAAGCCUUACUUUACAACCAUCUGUGAAAGAAGGUAUUAUAGUAUAUGAAGAUUCUCCACUGGUUAAAGCUGUUAAGAAGGGCCAUAUACUGGUUAUAGAUGAGGCUGAUAAAGCACCAACAAAUGUCACCUGCAUUUUAAAAACAUUAGUUGAAAGUGGAGAAAUGAUACUUUCAGAUGGAAGGCGUCUUGUUGCCAAUCCUUCUCGAUCAGAUGGCAGAGAAAAUACGAUCGCUAUCCAUCCAGAUUUCAGGAUGAUUGUUCUAGCAAACAGACCUGGAUUUCCUUUCCUGGGAAAUGACUUUUUUGGUUCAUUGGGCGAUAUUUUUAGUUGUCACGCAGUAGACAAUCCUGUACCACAGUCUGAGCUUGCCAUGCUAAGGCAAUAUGGUCCUGAUGUGCCUGAUGCGGUGCUUCAGAAACUGGUUGGUGCAUUUGGAGAACUAAGAAGCAUGGCCGAUCAGGGAAUUAUUACAUACCCCUAUUCAACUAGAGAAGUUGUCAAUAUUGUGAAGCAUUUACAGAAAUUUCCAAAUGAAGGGCUAGCAAAUGUUGUCCGAAAUGUUUUUGACUUUGACUCCUACAAUCAAGAAAUGCGUGAAAUUUUGAUUAAUUCUUUACACAAACAUGGAAUUCCAAUUGGAGCUAAACCAUCCAGUGUUCAGCUAGCUAAGGAGUUGCCACUUCCAGAUGUCAGCUUUGUUGGGUAUUGGACCAUCAGCCAGACAGGAAAUGCUCGCCGGAAACUUUUAUGCCCAACUGAAACAAAUAAGCUUGUUAUAAAGGGUCCGGUAUACUUAAAUACACAAGGUUUUUCACUGGAACGGCAUGAAGCAAGGUCCCUCAGUUUCACUGAGGAAGUGUCCCACUGGAGGCUACCAAUCAAUGAAGUCAACAUUGUGUGUGAUAUUGCUGUUUCUUCAGAACGUGAUUCUGAGCGUACACUCCAUGCAGUUACCUGCAAUCCAGUUUCCUUAUACUCUACAAAAGUUAAUGGGCAUAAAGGAUACCAUAUAGAUUUAUAUGAUGUUUUUCCCAGAACUGUGGGUAGUAUAUGGCAACCAUUUGUAACUGUUGCACCACUGGGACAUCCACUUACUGGUCAAGUUGUUUUACAUGAAGAACAGAGUAAUGUAAUCCUUUUGUUGGAUACCAGCAGUGGUGCUCUCCGUCGAAUCUUAAUCUCACAUGAAGAUCAAGAACCUCCAAAAAGAUCCUCCUGGUGGGGUAGUAAGGAAGCUCAGGACAGCUACAAAAUGUGUAGAGAAUUUUCACAUAAGAAUUGGCUGGUUUUCUUCAAAGAAAAUGGUAGCUCACUCAAUGUUCUUGAUGUGUUGGAGGGUACCACUCACACUAUUUCACUGCCAAUCAAUAUUGCAUCAGUUUUCUUGGUGGCAGAAGAUCGAUGGCUUGUGAUUGAGAGUAAGACCAACAAAAAGUUUCUUCUCACAAAGCCUUUGCACAUGGAGGCUGAAGAUACGGGAGUUUGCCAGCUACAUGUAUUAAAUGAAGAACCAGCAAGCAGCGGAUUUGGCGUAACAGCAGCUUCAGAGCCAUCUAACCUUCAUAUGAUUUCAAGUGACCAACUACCAUCUGAGAAUCUAAGUGCAGCCGUUGGACAGAAGAUCGUCUCCCCUAAUAGAAUACUUUCAGAUGAGAAUAAUUAUGCCUCAGUAAUUGUGGGCUUUCCAGAUCUGCUUUCUCCUAGUGAAUUGUACAGCUGGAGAAGAGGUUCUUCAUUGGGUAGCCGCACAACUCUUCCUACUGACCAAUUUUUAAAUCCUGGACGCAGUAAAUUUGGAAAUGUAAAGCAGAAUAAUUGUGUGAAUUUGAUAUCUGCCAACCAGAUAGUCCGUGUUGUAUCACCCACUGAUGUGCCUUUAAAAGAAAUUUACCCUAAAGAUGUUCUUCCUCCCCAUGCAUCUGGUUACCUGGAAGUCACAGAUCUCAAUUCAAAAAAAUUGAAAUAUAUUCCAGUCCCCAGACCGUCUUCUCUGUCACCCUACACAUCAUGGAUAUCAAAAAUUUGUGACACAGAUGUCCUACUAGCUGCACUUGAUAGUAACGGUGUAGUUACAGUUGAUUUGGGAGGUACCGUUCGAGUGUGGGAAACAGGAUUUGACAACCUUCAGCGUUCUCUGCUUGAGUGGAGGAACAUGAUUGGACAGGAUGAUGGGAGACCUGUACAGAUAACAGUACAGAAGGACAGUGGCUUAGAUGUAAGUUCUCCAAAGCAUGGGAAGUCAGACCCAGAUAAUACACCUCAUGUAGGUGGUAAUACAUGGGCUGGGGGAACUGGUGGCAGAGACACGGCUGGACUUGGCGGUAAAGGUGGUCCAUAUCGCCUUGAUUCCGGCCACACGGUCUACCAAGUGUCACAAGCUGAAAAAGAUGCAGUGCCUGAGGAAGUCAAAAGAGCUGCAAGGGAAAUGGCAGAAAAGGCUUUUAAACAAAGAUUAAAGGAAAUUCAGAUGAGUGAAUAUGAUGCUGCAACUUAUGAAAAAUUCUCGGGAUCUGUUCGCAGACAAGUUCAGUCUCUUCGAGUAAUCCUGGACAGUUUACAGGCUAAAGGAAAGGAAAGGCAGUGGUUACGAAACCAGGCUCUGGGAGAGUUAGAUGAUACCAAAAUCAUUGAUGGCUUAGCAGGGGAGAAAGCAAUCUACAGGAGGCGUGGGGAGCUGGAACCAGAGCUUGGAAGUCCUCAACAGAAACCCAAGCGCCUGCGCCUGCUGGUAGAUGUAUCUGGCAGUAUGUAUCGCUUUAAUGGAGUGGAUGGCCGUCUGGAACGCUCUAUGGAAGCUGCGUGCAUGGUCAUGGAAGCAUUUGAGAAUUAUGAACAUAAGUUUAAGUAUGAUGUCUAUGGGCAUUCCGGUGAUGGAUAUAAAAUUGAGUUAAUAAGAAGUGACAGAAUACCUAAGAACAAUAAGCAAAGACUGGAAAUUCUUAAGACUAUGCACGCCCACUCGCAGUUCUGUAUGAGUGGAGACUACACACUAGACGCCACUGAGAAUGCUAUUAAGGAAAUAGCCAAGGAAGAGGCUGAUGAAUACUUUGUCAUAGUUUUGAGUGAUGCUAACCUGGAACGAUAUGGAAUACCACCAUUAAUGUUUGCCCAAGCCUUGACUGUCAACCCACAAGUUAACGCCUUUGCUAUAUUUAUUGGGUCUUUGGGUGAUCAGGCUGAACGGCUGCAGAGGACACUUCCAGCCGGGCGAUCUUUUGUUGCUAUGGAUACAAAGCAGAUCCCACAGAUAUUGCAGCAAAUCUUUACAUCAACCUUGCUAUCAAGUGCUUAGGAAACAGACUUCAUUAUCUAUUAAACUAAGACUUUACACACUUUGUAAAACCACAUACACGAGUUUAAAAUCCUAGUUCAAAUACAUUUUUUUUAGAUUAAUGUGUAUAUAUUGAAUGUUUAUUGACUGUCUAGUGAAUUGAUAGCCUUUUGUUUGUUAAUAAAUAGAUCUGUGCAUUAUUCUGCAUUAAACUUUCAAGAGAAUCACCUGAAUAGAAUUUACCAGAUUUCCGUAGUUGAAAGAUCUGAUAAUUGAUAUAUAAUGUCCAGAAGAUAAUACCGCCUUAUAAUUUUUUUUUAGAGUUUUGCUCAUUAAAUGGUUAUCAAACAUCAA
Messenger RNA from Bombina bombina (fire-bellied toad), 6136 nucleotides. RefSeq names its product von Willebrand factor A domain containing 8 (gene VWA8). NCBI's taxonomy places the organism in Eukaryota, Metazoa, Chordata, Amphibia, Anura, Bombinatoridae. The coding region runs from base 95 to 5803 and encodes 1902 amino acids. Gene Ontology annotation, cellular component: cytoplasm. The record is from RefSeq and is a predicted model, not a curated record. The transcript has 46 exons. Gene Ontology annotation, molecular function: ATP binding; ATP hydrolysis activity.